Messenger RNA from Plodia interpunctella (Indianmeal moth), 5023 nucleotides. RefSeq lists its product as uncharacterized. Gene Ontology annotation, molecular function: acyltransferase activity. NCBI's taxonomy places the organism in Eukaryota, Metazoa, Arthropoda, Insecta, Lepidoptera, Pyralidae. The record is from RefSeq and is a predicted model, not a curated record. The coding region runs from base 234 to 1424 and encodes 396 amino acids. The transcript is spliced from 7 exons.
AAAUUGCUUCAGUCGGCAGGAACCUGCGUGCGACUGCGUUCGCCCGCAUUUAGUGACGAGACACCGCGUAUAUCAUACGGCGUAUGUCGUUCACAGAUAAUAAACAAUUUUUGUUUUUUUAUUUUGCAAGGUUCAUGCACAGGCCGAAUGCAAAUUUAAUAUAGCGGUCAUAGGGUUAUCGGUGCAUUCGGUUAAAAUUAUAAUUUUAAAAAAGAUAAGGUUUUUUGUAAGCAAUGGUGGAGAGUCAGUGCGUAGACAGGACUGUGAAAGCUUACAUCAUGAGUGACCUGCUGAAAAAGUUUGACAUCGACGCAACUCACGAUAUAGUGAAAAUCGCUAUAGCGGUCGCCGGCUUUUAUAUGGGAAUUUUCUAUCUGGAGUACGUGGACGCUGAGUACAGCCUCUGGCUGACGUGGUUCCUGACGCCGGUGAUCGUCACCUUCCUCCUGCCUGGCUUCAUUAUAGUACUCAUAUAUAUGAGCAGUAUUAUAUUCCACUUGUAUAGGCUCUACAGAUUGCGCGUCGUUGCCGGAGUACAUAAUGAUUGGAAGGAAGCGGCUAGGUUAGCAGUCUGUGCGCUGUGGGACGCUCACGGAUGGUUAUGGCACGGUUACGAAAUACGCGGCUUAGAAAACAUACCCGACGGUCCAUUUCUAAUCAUAUACUACCAUGGCGCGCUGCCGAUAGACAUGUAUUACUUCACAGCCAGAAUGUUGCUGUUCAAGAGGCGUCACAUACACACGGUCGCUGACCGGUUUAUGUUCAAAAUACCCGGGUGGGCGUCGCUGCUGGAGGGCCUGUGCGUGAUCCCGGGCACGGUGUCGACGUGCGCGGGCGUGCUGCGCGGCGGGAACCCGCUGGCGAUCUCCCCGGGCGGCGUCUACGAGGCGCAGUUCGGGGACCACGAGUACCGGCUGCACUGGAAGUCCAGGAUCGGCUUCGCUAAGGUCGCUCAAGAAGCCAAAGUUCAAACAUUGCAAAUGGCGCAGCCGGUGGUGCCGAUGUUCACGCAGAACGUGCGCGAGGCGUUCCGCACGGUGGGCUGGCUGCGCGGCGCGUGCCGGCGCGUGUACGCGGCCUCGCGGCUGCCGCUCACGCCCGUCUACGGGGGCUUCCCCGUCAAGCUCGUCACUCAUCUCGGCGCGCCCAUCGCCCACGACCCCGCGCUCACGCCCGAACAGCUGCAGAGGAAGGUUGCCGAUGCAAUAGAGAAAUUAAUUGACGAACACCAAAGAGUGCCAGGAAACAUACUCCUGGCGCUUAUGGAACGAGUGAUAGAAUUACCCAAACAUCUGAAGCACAAAUCUAAAACGAGCGAGAAAGGCUACACGAACGGUAAAUGUCACAACGGGAAACUAAAAGAGAAAAGUGACAGCUCGAGUGAAAAGUGUGAAAGAGACAGUGUAGAUAAGUUAGCUUGCUAGAUGUGACUUUGUAUUUAGCCAGUGUCAAGAGCCGGUUGGAGUGGAGAAUGUGGUAAUUACACACAAUAUCGGCCUUUUUUUUAAUACGUGUGUUUUAAUUGUGUUUCCAUCUGAAAACGAUGCAGCAACCACACUUUUUAUAGGCGCUAUAUAUUAUUAUGUGUAAAGCUAUGUCUACACCGACCCAACGAACGCCAAAGAUUAUACUUGUCUCUUUCCGUUGUAGGAUAUCAUAGUACGCUAAAAAGAGAUAAAAACACAUUCGUUAUUGUUCGUGAGCUCCGUGUAGUCAUAGCAUAUUUCAUGGUGUAUGAGUCAUUAACUAAGAAUUAGUAAUAGAGCUGUCAUAUCAUUAUAAUCUGUGGAUUGAUUGCACUUGUAACGAGUGAGUCGCAAGGUCGAAUAUCGAUAAAUCGGAAAGAGAAAAACGGAAAGAAACUGUAUUUAUCUUUCUUAUUUUGUAUACUUAUAAAAUAAGUAAGAAAAUUGAACAUAAUAUCUACUUAAUUUUCCAGUGGGAUAUUUUUAUAUUGACUUAAAUAUGACCCAACUAAAUAUGUUUAGAAAUCGAAGCAAUGUUUCUAUUGUAAAAAAUAUCUAUAUAAAAAUAUUUUUCUUUUACAUUAUUCUGAUCAUAAUUUAGAUUUUUUUUUGUGAAAUUUUUUUUUCACGAAAAUUUUAUGCAUUUUCACCUAUUUAUUAUAUAUUGAUUUUCUUAAUCAUUUCCAAAGAUGUAUAUUUAGAAUUCUGAACAAUAUUGCAAAUGCAUUUGUAAAUCAUAGCUAAUUCCAGUUGAUGAUUAUAAUGUUUUUUUUAAUAUUAAGACUAAAAUUUACUUGAUAUUUUGAUUGGCUGUCUGUUAUUUAUUUAUCUUAUGUUUUAGUUAUUCCUAUAUAGUUAUAACAAGAAAUACAUCAAUGAUGAUGUUCAAAAAUUAUCUGCAUAUUUUUGGCGAAAAAAUGCAUUUAUAUUUAAAAGACAAUGUCACUACAUUAAAUAAAGUACAAAACAUACAUAUUUAUAUAAUUCUAAUCUUUAUAAUUAAUUAAGGUGUAUUGGUGUUUUUUAAUAAGCUUAUUUGAUCCAAUAGUGUCAUUCACUUCCAUUCAUAUAAUAAGUUGGAAAUUUUCGAUAGUUUACUGAUGGCAUUUUAUUUCGGUGAUAUUUAUUUAUUUUAAUUCAUUAUUAUCUAAAUACUCAUUAUUAUUUAUUUUUUAUUAAUUCAAUUAUACCGUCUGUCAAGAAAGUGAAGAUUUCGGCUUUCGGCUGGCAACACUAGUGUUCAUCAACCAAUCUUGACCAUUCUAUUUGAUAUUGCUAUGCCAAAAAAUCUGGUAAAAAUCGGUUUUCUCCACUUUCUUGGCAGACUGUAGCUAUAUUUAAAACAAUAGAAUUAAAAUUUUAAAAGUAACUAUCAUUUGAUCUACUUAUUAUUUUAUUUUUUGUGUUAAGAAAAAUUAGGUACAACAUUUUUGAGUUACUAUUCGUUUUAGAUGUUAUAAUUUUUAUUAUUUCGAAAUUAAAUCAUGUAAUGAUUUACUCGAUAUUGGUGAUAGAUUCGGCAAAUUAUUUUUAUUUGUAAAUCAGUUUAAUGUCCUAUUAAAAUGUAAUACGUAAUAAAUAUCGUGUAUAUGUAUAGACCGAUUUACAAAUAGAAAAUUACUUAUUGUAGUAGCUAUGAUAAUUAAUUAGGGCAUUUAGGGUACAUAUAUUUUAUAAUUAACAAAUAACGCAGAUAAUUUCUAGAUUUCCUGUAAUAAAUUAUACUAAAAACAGGCAUAUUUUAUAUAUGUUACACACAUGUAAACAAUAUUGGUCGUAUUGUAAUAAUCCCCCAUAAUAAAUGAAUGGUCACGUUUUUAGAAAAGUAUGGUGAAUUGAGUUGAAAGAUGUGAAUUGUUAUUUUUGAAGAUGUGACUGUUAUUUUUUCCCUCUUAUACAGUUUGGUCGAUAAAGUCACACUGAAAACCUAAUCAAACGUAACAGAUAUGCUUUUUCAAUAUUAAUAUUAUAGAAAAGUUUUUUUAUCUACCUGUUUGGAGGUUGGAGAAGGAAGUUUUGACAAGUGGCAAAUACGUUUUAAAGUUGUAAUUUUUAUUAAGUAUAGAUUAGAGAUGACGCUGGGUGUUUUGUAUUUUAUAUUUAUUCACUAUAAUAUAUGGAUCAUUUAAAUAUAAAAGUUUUACAAAUUCCAAUAGUGUAAUGUGACCAUGUCCACAAUUCGGAUUGCAGUACAUUUAAGUUUUUAGAUAGAUUGGUUUGUAAGACAGUAUUUAAAUAAUACUCAUGCAUUUCGGAAAAGUACAUUAUCCAUUACUUGUGUAUUUAUUUAGAAAGACAUCCGUCUUCACUUUUAUUUUCAAAGUGACUAAGUUGCGUUACGUAAAUAAUUUUUCCAUUUGGUAGAAUGCCAAAUUCUACCAAAAUACACUUAUACUACUACCAUAAUUACAGAAAUUAUAAAAAUGUUGCCUAAUUUAAGUAGAUCGGUUAAGCUAUUGGUGUAUUGUCUAUUGGCUUACCUGACACCUAAAUAAUAAACGUAAUAGGUAUAUAACGUGUUAAAAAAUCAUUUUGCGUCCAAAUUAAGCAUUCCAUUUAAGACCCCACAUGUAUUCGCCGCCAUCACAUUUAUGGCAAUGUCUUUUAGAUAAUGUCUUUUAUUUAUUAGCGAAAAAUUUUGACUUGCGUAGACUGUUUGACAAAACGGAUUUCGGUGACCAAAUUUUCGUUUUAGUAAGCUGUAGUCAACUGUGGCUACAUUGUAAAGUGGAAAAUCAGAUUACUUUCUAAAAAAACCUGUGUUAUAAUUUGUAAUUUUUUUUAUAAGUAUAAAAUAAAUUUAUAGAAAUGCGAUGGUGGCGCGUAUGUAUUAUUCUAUAAUGAGACCACACAAGCCGACCGCGAGUGCGGCAAAUGGUUAUAUUAGAAAAAUUUAAAAUCUCCGUAUGAGACUGCACUUCGUGAUUGUAGUCAUUUAAAAAUUUCGAGUCGGACAUGUGUAGGUACAACAUUAAUGGUUAAAUAAUGUCGUACCUACACAUAUCCGAUGUCGUCUCAUUCGUAACUGCUAGUUGAUACUUAUAAGUAUAAAUCAGUACCAAUAGAUAGAACUUUCAAUUAAAUUGGCAAAACACAUACAUUAGCAAAGAAAACCCCGUUAGUUGAAAAUACGCAUCUGUCAUUAUUUCGAAAUUGUAAACAUUCCAUAUUUUUAAUCGUAUCUUCAAUAAAUGUCUAUUCAACUCUAUCAGGGACUGAUUUAUCUGAUAAGAAGUCAUCGGACGAAUGGGGAAAAUCCUGUGGGGGAAAACGUUAUCAUUUGACAAUAUCACACGUGUGGUCAGCCGCAUGUGGUCUCAUGGAGAAUAACCUAAUCGACCAAUUAGGUUUCCUUUAAACUUAUUGGAAAACGUUAGCUCUACGGUGGAACAUUGUUGUAAUGUAAUGAUAUCAUUUUAAUGUGUAAAAUAGUGUGUAAACUAAAUAGCCAUUGAUGUAAGGUGCCAGAGUUUAUACCAAAAUUAUAUUUUUACGUUAGGCUGCGAAUGUAUUCUUGAAUACUUAUUUAAAUAUAAGGAAAUAUUUUCUUCUUUUUU